Sorex araneus (European shrew) is the source of this 2913-nucleotide messenger RNA. It is a transcript of the gene GATA6, whose product is annotated as GATA binding protein 6. The coding region runs from base 105 to 1889 and encodes 594 amino acids. Gene Ontology annotation, cellular component: nucleus. Gene Ontology annotation, molecular function: DNA-binding transcription factor activity, RNA polymerase II-specific; zinc ion binding; RNA polymerase II cis-regulatory region sequence-specific DNA binding. Lineage: Eukaryota; Metazoa; Chordata; Mammalia; Eulipotyphla; Soricidae. The transcript has 7 exons. Gene Ontology annotation, biological process: epithelial cell differentiation; negative regulation of transcription by RNA polymerase II; cell fate commitment. The record is from RefSeq and is a predicted model, not a curated record.
CCUCUCCUCGCGUCCCGCAGCAGCACCCGCCGCCGCGGCCGUUCUCCAUGCGCUGCGCCCACCCGAGGAACUAGAAGUCAGCUGCGAGCGGCGCCGGACCGUGGAUGGCCUUGACUGACGGCGGCUGGUGCCUGUCGAAGCGCUUCGGGGCCGCGGGCACGGACGUCGGCGACUCCAGCGCCUUUCCUGAGCGGGACCCAUCCACGCCUCCGUCCCCCAUCUCGUCGUCGUCGUCGUCCUGCUGCUCCCGGGGCGGGGAGCGCGGCCCAGGCGGCGCCGGACCCUGCAGGACGCCGAAGCUCGACACGGAGGCCGCGGCGGGACCCCCGGCCCGCUCGCUGCUGCUCGGCCCCUACGCCUCACAUCCCUUUGGGGCUCCGCACGGACCCUCUGCGCCCGGGGUCGCGGGCCCCGGGAGCGCUCUGUCGAGCUGGGAGGACUUGCUGCUCUUCACUGACCUCGACCAGGCCGCGACCGCCAGCAAGCUGCUGUGGUCGAGCCGCAGCGCCAAGCUGAGCCCGUUCGCGCCCGAGCAGCCCGAAGAGAUGUACCAGACCCUCGCCGCGCUCUCCAGCCAGGGCCCGACCGCCUACGACGGCGCGCCCGGGGGCUUCGUGCACUCGGCGGCCGCCGCCGCCGCCGCCGCCGCCGCGGCCAGCUCGCCCGUCUACGUGCCCACGACGCGCGUGAGCUCCAUGCUGUCGGGCCUGCCCUACCUGCAGGGCGCGGGCAGCGGCGCCGCCAACCACGCGGGCGGCGCGGCCGCGCACCCCGGCUGGCCGCAGGCGGCGGCCGACAGCCCCCCGUACGGCGGCGGCGGCGGCGGCGCGGCGGGCGGCGGCGCGGCGGGGCCGGGGGGCGCGGGCUCGGCCGCCGCGCACGUCUCGGCGCGCUUCCCCUACUCGCCCAGCCCGCCCAUGGCCAACGGUGCGGCGCGGGAGGCGGCGGGCUACGCGGCGGCGGGCGGCGGGGCCGCGGCCGGGGUGAGCGGCGGCGCGGGCGGCGGCCUGGCCACCAUGGGCGGCCGCGAGCACCAGUACAGCUCGCUGUCGACGGCGCGGCCGCUCAACGGGACGUACCACCACCACCACCACCACCACCCCAGCCCCUACGCGCCCUACGUGGGGCCGCCGCUGGCGCCCGCCUGGCCCGCCGGCCCCUUCGAGCCCCCGGUGCUGCACAGCCUCCAGAGUCGCGCCGGAGCCCCACUCCCCGUGCCGCGGGGCCCCAGCGCAGAUCUGCUGGAGGACCUGCCCGAGAGUCGCGAGUGCGUGAACUGUGGCUCCAUCCAGACGCCGCUGUGGCGGCGGGACGGCACCGGCCACUACCUGUGCAACGCCUGCGGUCUCUACAGCAAGAUGAAUGGCCUUAGCAGGCCCCUCAUAAAGCCGCAGAAGCGCGUGCCUUCCUCCCGGAGGCUUGGAUUGUCCUGUGCCAACUGUCACACCACAACCACCACCUUGUGGCGCAGGAACGCUGAGGGUGAACCCGUGUGUAAUGCUUGUGGACUCUACAUGAAGCUCCAUGGGGUGCCUAGACCACUUGCAAUGAAAAAAGAGGGAAUUCAAACCAGGAAACGAAAACCUAAGAACAUAAAUAAGUCAAAGACUUGCUCUGGUAAUAGCAAUAAUUCCGUUCCUAUGACUCCAACUUCCACCUCUUCUAACUCUGAUGAUUGCAGCAAAAAUACUUCCCCUACAACACAACCUACAGCCUCAGGGGCGGGUGCCUCAGUGAUGUCUGCAGCGGGCGAGAACACUAACCCCGAGAACAGUGAGCUCAAGUACUCAGGUCAAGAUGGGCUCUACAUCGGCGUUAGCCUGGCCUCCCCGGCAGAAGUCACGUCUUCGGUGAGACAGGAUUCCUGGUGCGCCCUGGCCUUGGCCUGAGCCCUGCAGGGAGCAGAGACACCACCGGGCCUGCAGGACCUGCUCCGAUUUUGCCAACCAGUCCAUACUGGUGCCAAGAUGCUGACAGAACGUUCCUCUGACACGUGAUUUCUGUGCCUUUCUUUUGAAAAAUGUAUUUCCCAAGAGGCUCGCUCUGCCUUGCCAUCUGACUCUGAAGAGGGAGAAGAUGGAGUGCCUCCUGGGAAGCCCUGAGGGGUCACCUGCUGCCCACUCUUUGGCCAGCUCCAGCCAGCCUGCGCCACCAGGGGAGUCUAUGUGCUGAGCCGCCUCCAAGAACUGGGACUAGAACGGGGACUUGACUGCUAAGGAUUAUUGCCAGCAAUUUAAAAAAAAAAAAGAUGUUAUGUGUAUUGCCCCAAAUCAUGUACUUUUGCUCAGUUUUUGUUAUUCCAGGAUUUUCUCAUACAUUUUCCACGUCCAAAUUCCACAUACUUUCAUGGAGAAGAUCAUUCUAGGCCAUUUGGUCCACACAUACCUUUGGAGGCUGAGUUGGUUCCUGAGGUCUUGUCAACCAGCUCUCAAGUUUGCGAGACUGCAUUUUAACUCCACACUGUGACUGAUGCUUCUCAAAGUUCGCAUUAUGAGACUGAUCGGGAGUCGGUCGGAAUUUGUAAACAGGGUAGCAAACAAGAUAUUUUUCUUCCAUGUAUACAAUAAUUUUUUUAAAAAGUGCAAUUUGCGUUGCAGCAAUCAGUGUUAAAUCAUUUGCAUAAGAUUUAACAACAUUUUUUAUAAUGAAUGUAGACAUUUUAACUUAAUGGUACUUAAAUAAUUUAAAAGAAAAAUGUUAACUUAGACAUUCUUAGCUUCUCUUACAGCUACAUCCCAUUUCUAUAUUUCCAAUUGUUAGAGAAAAUAUUUCAAGAACAAAUCUUCUCUCAGGAAAAUUGCCUUUAUCCAUUUGUUAAGAAUUUUUAUACAAGGACACCAAUAUCUCCCCUUUAUUUGACUGUGGAAUAUGUGCUGGAAAAAUUGCAACAAAACUUUACUACCUAACAGACAA